AUGGCUGACGACGAAAAUAUAGGAACUUUGGAAGAAGAAUGUUUAAAAAGAAAAGAAAGAUUAAAAGCUCUCAAAAGAAAGCACAAUAUUUCAGAUACCUCCGAGGAAUCUACCACUAAUAAAUCUAUUGAUUUACCUAAAAGCUAUAGACCACAAGAUGACAAAUUAAAAGAACAAAUAAUUGAAGACUCUAAACCUGGAGAUGUGCUUGUUGAAGUUAAGGACCAACUUGAAGCUGCUAAAGCUAAAGUUGUAAUUGAAGAAUUAGAUAUUUCUAAUUUAGCUCCUCAAAAACCAGAUUGGGAUUUGAAAAGAGAUAUAUCUAAAAAGCUUGAAAAAUUGGAAAGACGAACUCACAAAGCAAUCGCUGAAUUAAUACGAGAAAGACUGAAAAAUGAAGUAAAAACUUUAGAUUUGGCAACAUCUGUCGCUCUGGGUGCUGAAGCUGCUCAAACAGAAUCAUAA
Messenger RNA from Pediculus humanus corporis (human body louse), 465 nucleotides. Its product is annotated as coiled-coil domain-containing protein, putative. The coding region runs from base 1 to 465 and encodes 154 amino acids. The record is from RefSeq and is a predicted model, not a curated record. The transcript is spliced from 3 exons. Gene Ontology annotation, cellular component: post-mRNA release spliceosomal complex; U2-type spliceosomal complex. NCBI's taxonomy places the organism in Eukaryota, Metazoa, Arthropoda, Insecta, Psocodea, Pediculidae.